AAUCAAUUAAAAACAAUAGAAAAAUUCUUUCCUUGGAUUAUUCCUUUGGAUAGUGAAUAUUAUUUGAAAAUAUCAUCAUGGUAAAGGAACCAGAAAAUAAUUCAAUUACUUUUGAACCGGUAAUUAUUCAACCUCCACCAAGGAAUGUUGAUGAAGAAGAAGAUUUAUCAGACUCUGAGAGAAGAAAAAGAUCAAUUUCAAAGAAGGCAUGCGAACAUUGUAAGAAGAGCCACGCUUGUUGUGAAGACAAGAGACCAUGCAAGAGAUGUGCUACAUUAGGAUUGGAAUGUUUUGAUGUACCAAGUAAAAAGAGAGGAAGAAAGAGAAAAUUUGUUGGAAAUACUUCUACCAAUGAACAAUCACCAAUUAUCAUACUCUCUAAUCAACCACAACAACAAGUCAUGCAUAUUCAACCAAAACCAGUCAUCACAACAACAAACUUGAGACCAAUUGCUCCACUCAAAGAGAAGCCAUCAACAAAGGCCAAGUCUCAACCAAUUCUUCCACCUCCAUCUCAACCAAUGCAAUUUGUCAAUAACUUUAAACCAAUUUCACCAAAACCAAUGAUGCAAAUGCCUUCUCAACAAGUUCAGCAACCAAAAGCAGGUGUUUGUCCAUUCGGUCACAAGAGUGCUAACAACAACAAGACUAGUAGUAACAAUAACAACACAACUCCAAUAAUACCAACUCCACAAUAUGCAUUACCUCAUCAUCCACAUCAAAUUCCUCAACAAACCAUCAUCCCAGUUGGAUAUCAACACCCAACAAUGAAUCCAAAUACUAUUGGAAAAGUUUGUCCAUUUAGUGGAAGAACCUUCUCCAAUGUUCAUCAUGUUUUCCCUCCUUCCAACAAUCACAACAAUCAUUCAUAUCAACCACCAGUUUCUUGCCCAUUCCCAUCUUCAUCUUCUAAUAUCAAUGCUGAGAAUAUUCCUAAACGUGUUAAAACUAUGGAAAUACCUCCUGAUAAUUUGAGACUUGCUCCUUUGAUGCCUCAUAUAGAGAAUGAAACUCGUUCUUUGGAAGAAACUGAUGUGAGAACAACCAAGAUUGAAUUAUUAAGAAAAUGGCUUUCUACUUCUGACAUUAAACCAUCUUCAAAGUUUGAAGAUGGAAAGGCUUACAUUAUUCACAAAUUGAUGACCGAUGAUGAUGUCAAUUAUCAAUUCUGGGCACUUUUGGAUGCUUAUAUUUCUUUCUGCAUUACUAGAUUACAAAAAGGGUUACCAAUUGAAGAUUCUACAAAAGUUAAACCACACAAAGAAGCUAUUGAUCAACUUGAAAGCUUGUAUCUUUCUAUUGGUGUUUCUAAAUGUCCAUUCCUUAUUCUUAGAAAGGAAGAAACAGAAAAGCCACUCAUACCAACUCCACCAAGGUUAGAAAGAUUGCCAUCUAUUUCUCGUUUAGCUUUACCAGGUCUGAAAACUAUUUUCAACACAGAACCAACUGCUCAAUCAUCUAAUUUCAAAUUACACAACACAGAAAGUCCUUUCACCAAAUGUCCUGUCGGAUAUCAUUCAAUUUCAUCAGAAAUUGAGGAUAUGAAUCGUGCAAGUGGUUCCAUGCCUCCAAGAAGUGACAUUCAUAAGGUUUCUACAGUCAGUGAAGAUGGUAAAUUCAGUGAGGCAACUGAAACCUACAUCAAGGGAAUCUUGAAUUUAUGUGGGGCUCCUAUUCUUGUUUACUCUCUUGAUUUUGGAGGAAGACUUUUACUUUGGAACUCAAAAGCUAAUGAAACUCUUGGAUAUGAAACAGCUCCUUUAGGUAUGCUUAAAUUUGAUGACCUUUUGCACAUUUCUUCUGAAAAUAAGACAUAUUUACCAUCCCAAACAACACCUUCCACCUUGGCUUAUAAUUGCAACUUUGUGAUCUCUCACGGAACAACCAAACAGCCACUCCCAAUCUCAACACAAACAACAGGAUUUUUGAAGGAAAGAUUUUCAGUGACAUCAAUGUAAAUAAAUUGAAAACAAUAAAGUCAUACUAGCAUCCUCGU
Messenger RNA from Naegleria gruberi, 1996 nucleotides. RefSeq lists its product as uncharacterized. Gene Ontology annotation, biological process: regulation of DNA-templated transcription. The transcript has 2 exons. Lineage: Eukaryota; Heterolobosea; Eutetramitea; Acrasida; Naegleriidae. Gene Ontology annotation, molecular function: zinc ion binding; DNA-binding transcription factor activity, RNA polymerase II-specific. The coding region runs from base 78 to 1958 and encodes 626 amino acids. The record is from RefSeq and is a predicted model, not a curated record.